CUCCAGUUGUGCGGCCACCAAUCUUACGCACCAUGUAGGAUCUGGUAUAAAGCGACGUCCCGUUAAAAAAUCGUCAAUCUCGUGUCAAAUCAUCAGAAAUCAAUCAUGUCUGCUAAAAUCGUUGUCUUUGUCGCCAUUUUGGCGUUUGCCGCCGCAACACCAGCCCCCAAAGCUGCACCUGCACCGAAGCCCGGGUUACUCGCUUACAGCGCCCCAUUGGUAGCAUCUCCUGCGGUUGCCUAUACUGCUGCCUACUCAGCCCCUCUCGCGUAUGCUGGUUAUGCGGCUCCAGCUGUUUACCCUGCAUAUUCGGCAUACUCUGCGCCAUUGGGAUUGAUUGGUGCUCGCAUCGAAAUGGUGUUGGAAAACGACCUCACGCAUAAGGACGCCGCUGUGGCAUACAAAAAAUAUCAAACAAACAUGUCCGUCAAAAUUAAGAGUAUUUUAUUUGAUUUAUUAAGAUUGAAAAGCCAAAAAAUGUACAAAGCUAUUGUCUUCGCCGCCAUUUUGGCUUUCGCUUUCGCUUCGCCGGCUCCCGCUCCCGAAGCGAAACCUGCACCAAAACCUGGUGUGCUGGCCUACAGCGCGCCCUUGGUGGCGUCGCCCGCACUAGCAGCCUACAGUGCACCAGUGGCGUACGCAAGUUAUGCCUCGCCUUACGCUGCCUACCCUGCGUAUUCUGCAUACUCAGCCUACUCCGCGCCUCUGGUUGUCGUCUAAUUUGAACCAUUCGGAUUGUAAAAACGGAUUGAAAUAAAAUUUUGCUUGGCGUAAA
Cylas formicarius (sweet potato weevil) is the source of this 775-nucleotide messenger RNA. Its product is annotated as pupal cuticle protein C1B-like. The record is from RefSeq and is a predicted model, not a curated record. Lineage: Eukaryota; Metazoa; Arthropoda; Insecta; Coleoptera; Brentidae. Bases 106 to 720 code for a protein of 204 amino acids. The transcript is spliced from 5 exons.